This is a messenger RNA of Prunus armeniaca (apricot), 2676 nucleotides long. The record is from the annotation of a GenBank genome assembly. NCBI's taxonomy places the organism in Eukaryota, Viridiplantae, Streptophyta, Magnoliopsida, Rosales, Rosaceae.
AUGGGUCAGAUCGUGAGGAGGAAGAAGAAGGGGAGGCCAUCCAAGGCAGAUCUGGCUCGCCGGUCUGGCGAGUUGCCGGCGAAGUCAGUGAAGAAAGACACGGACGUGCGGAGGAGCCUCCGGCGCCGAAAUGUGAAGUACAACAUCGACUACGACGACUACUUGGACGAGGAAUACGAGGACGAGGAGGAAGAAGAGGAGGAGAGGAGGAGAGAGAAGAAGGUGAAGCUGGUGGUCAAGCUCGACGAGGGCAGAAAUGGCUCGGCGCGUGACUCCCACGCGCAUGAGACUGGCGAAGAAGAGGAGGAGGAAGAAGAGGAAGAGGAGGAGGAGGAUGGUGAGAGUGAGAGGAAGCCGUUGAAGAAGCGCCGGAUUAACGGUGGCGAUGAUUCCGAUAAAGAUGAUGAUGAUGAUGAUGAUGAUUGUGAGGAACGGGGUCGAAAAGCUGACUCUAAGCGCCAAGGUCUCCUUCCAGAAACGCCCUCUGAUCCUCAGCCUGGGAUUCCAUUGCCCGAUAAGAAAACGUUGGAGUUGAUCCUUGACAAGCUUCAAAAGAAAGACACUUAUGGCGUAUAUGCAGAACCAGUUGAUCCUGAGGAGCUUCCCGACUAUCAUGAUGUCAUCAAGCAUCCCAUGGACUUUGCCACGGUGAGAAAGCAGUUGGAGAAUGGAUCAUAUUCUACAUUGGACCAAUUUGAGGGUGAUGUCUUUUUAAUAUGUUCAAACGCAAUGCAAUACAAUUCAUCCGAUACAAUAUACUAUAAACAGGCAUGUUCUAUACAAGAGCUGGCGAGGAAAAAAUUUGAGAGGUUAAGGAUUGACUAUGAACGCUCAGAAAAGGAGCUCAAAUUAGUUCAGAAAACAAAUUCCAAUUCCUUGGUCAAGAAACAGACAAAGAAGCCUCUGUGCCGAACACUACAGGAACCUAUUGGCUCUGAUUUCUCCUCAGGUGCAACUCUUGCGACUGCUGGAGAUGUCCAGAACAGUUCCCGUCCAACACAAGGCAGUGGUUGUGAGAGACCUAGCAACAUUGAUGGACCAGUGGAGGGUAAUUCCUCCUUGAAUGAAGCUAAUAUGGAGAAGGCAGAAGAUAUGUCAUCAGGGAAGGGUCACCUAUCUAAAGUUGGGAGGAAGCCAUCUGUGGUUGAUGAGAACCGUCGUGCAACCUAUAACGUAUCUACUCAGCCAGUGAUCAGAUCAGAAUCAAUAUUUACUACUUUUGACGGUGAAAUCAAGCAGUUUGUUGCAGUUGGGCUUCAUGCAGAAUAUUCAUAUGCUAGGAGCCUUGCUCGUUUUUCUGGAAGUCUUGGACCUGUUGCUUGGAAAGUUGCGUCAAAGAGGAUUGAACAGGCACUACCUGAUGGGUGUAAAUUUGGCCGUGGUUGGGUUGGAGAAUAUGAGCCGCUUCCAACCCCAGUACUUAUGAUCGAAAAUUGUACCCAAAAUCCAUCUGUUUUGGCUUCAAAGUUCUAUUCACACCCGAACUUGAGAAAGGAUGACAGAACUCUUAGGACUUCAGUUUCUGCUAAGGUGCACCCUGUUACUGGCCCUGUUACAGAAGAGAGACAGCACUCUGUUAGUGUGCCUACUUCAGGAGGGAGACCAUCUUUUUUUGGUUCUGCUAAGGGGCAUUACACAGAAGGGAAACCAUCUGUGAUUGGUCCUGUUGGAGCAAAACCUGGCACUGCAGUUAAUGCUGUUCAUCCACAGAAGAAUCCACAAUCCCGGUUUAUAGAGCCUGAGAACAAGGUUCAAAGGGAAGUCGAGUUGAACUCUGUACCCUCAGUCAACCAAAAUAAUGCCAAUCUUGUUGCAGAAAAGCAAUUAUCAAGAAAUUUGGAGACAUCUUCCAGGUCCAGAGAUACUGUAUCAAGGAACAUGAAUCUUCCACAACCUGUACCUUUUAAGAUGCCGGAUUCUAAUGGUAUUGUUACCCGAGGUUUGCCUAAUGGGAAAGCUGCGAGUGCUUCUCUGGACAAUAGGAUGAUUAGUCCAUCUGAUAGUGCUCCUAGUCAAAGUGAAAGAACAUCGGCUUUCUUUCCUCAAGGACAGGAGCAGGGUCUUAGUGACCCAGUGCAGUUGAUGAAAAAAUUGGCCGAAAAGACUCACAAACAACAGAAAUCAUCAAAUCAAUCGUCAGUUGAUACUCAACCCGUUGUACCAUCAGUUCCAUCAGUAAGAAGAGAUGAUUCAAACAAUGCUGCAGCAGCUGCUGCCCGGGCUUGGAUGUCUAUAGGGGCUGGAGCAUUUAAACAACCCACCGAGAAUCUCACUAAAACCAAAAGUCAGAUAUCUGCAGAUUCCUUAUACAACCCAGCCCGGGAGUUUCAAUCACAACUUUCGCGAGUUCGGGGGGAGUUUCCCUUGCAAUUUCAGACUCAGAACAAUUUUUCAUUUCCAACUUUUUUACCACAACCUGUCCGUAUCGGGAAUGAGCCACAGUUCCAAAGCAGACCUACAGUUUUUCCUCAGUUGGCAGCAGCUGACUUGUCUAGAUUUCAGGUGCAGUCACCUUGGCGGGGUCUCAGUUCGCAUGCCCAGCCAAGACCAAGACAGAAACAGGAAAGUCUUCCUCCAGACUUGAAUAUUGGUUUUCAGUCCCCAGGGUCUCCGGUGAAACAGUCCUCGGGUCUUCUGGUUGACUCUCAGCAGCCAGACCUGGCUUUGCAACUCUGA